AUAAUGUUGUGGCCGGGGCGGAGGCAUCUUGACCAGAUCGAUGCCCGCUUGUAGACUAGAGCCAUUAUAUUAAGCGUGCACCCAAACCUACAAAAGAGAAAUGCGUUCCCAUCCCCCCACGUACGAUUGACCAAUAGCAAACCCUAGCUCCGAGGAGCGAGAGUAGCACAGAAGCUCGCGGUGGGUGGCGAUGCCGAAGAAGAUGGGGACGAACACGAAGGCGGAGGCGGCGCGGGAGCGGCGGAGCGCGGCGGAGGCGGAGCGCCAGGAGCGGGAGGCGCGGGAGAAGGAGGACCAGCUCUGGCGCGACGCCGAGGGGCCCAAGUCCCGCGCCGCGCGGCGACGCGAGGGCGACACCGAGAAGCGCGCCGAGGCCGCCGCGCGGCGCGCCGAGAACCGCAGGCUCGCCGAGCUCGAGCAGCAGGAGCUCGACCGCGCCGCGCGCAGGCCCGAUCCCAAGGCCUCGCGCGUCUCCGUCCCCGCCCCCGCGAAGGUCACCGAGGCGGAGCUCCUCCGCCGCCGCGAGGAGGAGCGCCUCCGCCUCGAGCGCGAGGCCGAGGCCGCGAAGAAGCGCCGGAGCCGCACCGCCGACGAGGAGGAGUACGAGCGCGUGGUGCUCGUCUCCAACACCAACAGGGACGACUCCGUCAUCGAGGCGCACACGGUGGAGGACGCCAUCGCCGGCAUGGCCCUUGCCGAGCCCCCGCUCCCGCCCGAUCGCCACCCGGAGAGGCGCCUGAAGGCCUCCUUCAAGGCUUUUGAAGAGGCAGAGCUUCCCAAACUGAAAGAAGAAAAGCCAGGCCUGACUCUCAACCAGUACAAAGAUAUGGUAUGGAAACUGUGGAAGAAAUCCCCAGACAACCCUCUUAACCAGGUUGUCGAGUGAUGACAUUGUAAUAACGUUGCCUGAUAACAGCAGGCUGUUUUAUCGAAUACCAGAAGCAUUUUUUUAUUUGGUAAGCCUAGAACUAACGCCCAGUGCUACUUUAGUUCUUCUGGUGAAGCUUGAUGCGGUCAUUGUUACUAGGAAGGCGGGAUAGAUCUGUCGGUAGUAAGAGAUAUGGAGCAGGAUUGGUUUGCUGGGAAACUUUCAGUGUUAUAACCUUCGUACUUAAUGUAAGCUUGUGCCUUGUAAGGAUGAUAUAACUAUAUGAUCAAAAUCAUGUGCGCUGUAAAUAUUGAUACAACUAUAUGAUCAAAAUCAUGUGCACCGUAAAUGUUAUCUAGCAAGAUGACGUCAUCUUUGUAUA
Messenger RNA from Ananas comosus (pineapple), 1250 nucleotides. RefSeq names its product coiled-coil domain-containing protein 124-like. The record is from RefSeq and is a predicted model, not a curated record. Gene Ontology annotation, molecular function: transcription coactivator activity. Lineage: Eukaryota; Viridiplantae; Streptophyta; Magnoliopsida; Poales; Bromeliaceae. Gene Ontology annotation, cellular component: nucleus. Gene Ontology annotation, biological process: transcription by RNA polymerase II. The coding region runs from base 191 to 886 and encodes 231 amino acids. The transcript has 4 exons.